Messenger RNA from Panicum hallii, 1413 nucleotides. Its product is annotated as protein transport protein SEC16A homolog. The coding region runs from base 1 to 1026 and encodes 341 amino acids. Gene Ontology annotation, cellular component: endoplasmic reticulum exit site; ER to Golgi transport vesicle membrane. Gene Ontology annotation, biological process: COPII vesicle coat assembly; autophagy; Golgi organization. The record is from RefSeq and is a predicted model, not a curated record. The transcript is spliced from 3 exons. NCBI's taxonomy places the organism in Eukaryota, Viridiplantae, Streptophyta, Magnoliopsida, Poales, Poaceae.
AUGCAGCAGAGUGCUGUAUCAAGUAAGGCACAAAGCACAUCAGGUUCAGGCAGUUCACACUUUGGAUGGUUGGUGCAGAAGACAAUGGGGCUUGUUUCGAAAUCUCACCGCCAGGCAAAGCUAGGGGAACAGAACAAGUUCUACUAUGAUGAGAAGCUGAAGCGGUGGGUGGAAGAAGGUGCUGACAUCCCUGCUGAGGAGCCCCCACUUCCCCCACCUCCGUCAAAAGUGCCAUUCCAGAGCAGCGUUCCACAUCCCAACUCGAAUGCUCCUCCCACUGGUGGAGAUUAUUCCCCAAAUCCCCCGGAGCCUAGUUCCGGGAUGCCACCGAUGCCACCCACCCAGAACCAGUUCUCAGCACGUGGAAGAAUCGGUGUUAGAUCAAGAUAUGUGGAUACUUUUAAAAAAGGUGGUGGUGGUGGUGGCGGUGCAAAUGCCUUUGGAGCAGCGACAUCAUAUAGCAAACCAGCGGCUCAAUCUAUGAAUCCAAUGUCUGGUGCGAAGUUCUUUGUGCCAACUCCUGCUACUAUUGCUUCAGAACAGAAGGCUGAGCCAGGUGCCCACAGUGAAACCACCCGACAGGAUGAACCAUUGUCCUCAGCAGCAAUGGAGACAGCAUUCAGUUCGCCGCCACCACUGAUACAGAUGCAGUCAACCAUUCAGCGGUACCCAAGCGGUGACGGCAUUCCGCGGUACCCAAGCGGUGACAGCGUUCAGCGGUACCCAAGCGGUGAUAACAUUCCGCGGCACCCAAGCAGUGACAACAUUCAGCGGUACCCAAGUAUGGACAACAUUGUGUCCCCCUCAGGCAGCGUUAACAGCGCAAUGUCAAGGUCAAGAGCGUCGUCAUGGAGCGGAACAUUACCAAAGCAGUUGAGCAGCACUGCUGCUACCAGGUCACCUGAUGGACAGAUCAUGCAGUCACCAUCGAUGCCUGGAAAAAGACCUCCACACAGCCGUUCCAGCAGCACUUCUUCCGCCCAGUUCAAUGGUUUGGGUGAGGAACUUCACGAGGUGGAGCUCUGACACUUGGCCGCAGAUUUUGCCUUUUUGACCAUCAUGUGAUUUAUUACUAGCUGGGAUGUGUGUCUAGAAAGCAAAGCAAAGGAAAUUAAAGGAAGAAAAAAAAAGAGGGGUGUCCCUUUUCAAUUUUUACAUGAGAAGCCUGUGGAUGCCGCUGCAUUGUACAGAUAGUUCACUCGUUCACCAGAUGAAAAAUGUAUAAGAAGAGACGUAGGUUCAAGAUAGGAAGUUGUAGAAAGGCUGACAACACCUCUUUUGUUUUGUGCUAAACACUUGAAGAUUAAAACCAUGAUGAUUCAUCAUUGUUAAGAUGGAAAAACUUGGACAAAUAAGGCCUUGUGGCUGGUAACCCGUAACCUCAAUAAUGUUGGUUCGCAUCUUGUUCAUCCA